Molecule: messenger RNA, 891 nt
Organism: Seminavis robusta
Lineage: Eukaryota; Bacillariophyta; Bacillariophyceae; Naviculales; Naviculaceae
Source: the annotation of a GenBank genome assembly
AUGUUCAGUUCCAAGAUCAAGACUAUUGCAGGCCUAGUGGAUGCGGCUGCUAGUAAAUCUCCCUCGCGACUGGCAUUGAUAUCUCCCUUCCAAAACCAAGAGUUUACGUAUCAAGAAUUGUCGCAAACAACCCAUGCUUUGGCCGGAUUCUUGUCCAUGUACGGCUUUGAAAAGAAGGAUUUGCUGGUCAGUGAUCUUCCCAAUACCACCGAGAAUCUAAUGGUGCAGUUGGCGUGCAACCGAUUGGGUGUUGCCUAUGCUACCGCCAAGGAUCUGGGAGGUAUGACCAAGUACCCCAAGGUAAAAGGAGCCAUUUGUACCGCCUCCGAGGGAUUCCUGGCCGAAACCAAUCUGCCACUGCCAUAUCUAGAUGGUAAUUUCCUCACCGAGUUAAUUCACGAGGGAGGACUGGAACAGUUCUCGGACGAGGUGGCCGAUGCCGAUCCGACCCUGCCACACGCCUAUUACAAUUCCACGAGUCCUUUUACGAAUGAGCAAGCAUUGAAAUUAGGCGAAGAAGCUGCGUUUCAACUGGCAGUCUAUGAUGAAGAUGUGAUUUGUGUAUCGAUUACGCUCUGUCAUGCUUUUGGUAUGGGAUCGGCAAUCUCAUCUGCUUUGAUGAUGGGGGCCACCAUUGCCCUUCCUGCUGUGGGGGGUAUCCGUGGUUGCGGUGUCCCAUCCGAGCGAGCAGCUGCCACCCUCGACGUGUUGAAGGAACAAAAGUGUACCCUGAUGUUUGCCGAUACCCAUACUCUCAAGGCUCUGCCGGAGCCUCCUCAUGAUUUGGUCUUGCGCGGAGGAGUGUGUAAGAUUGGGAGUGGAUCAGACUUUUUGGAAGAAUCGAGAAUGUAUGGAGGAGCCAAGCUCAUGACAAUGGGAAAGAAAGAAUGA